Messenger RNA from Melopsittacus undulatus (budgerigar), 3803 nucleotides. RefSeq names its product UDP-N-acetylglucosamine pyrophosphorylase 1 like 1 (gene UAP1L1). The coding region runs from base 4 to 1509 and encodes 501 amino acids. Gene Ontology annotation, molecular function: UDP-N-acetylglucosamine diphosphorylase activity. The record is from RefSeq and is a predicted model, not a curated record. NCBI's taxonomy places the organism in Eukaryota, Metazoa, Chordata, Aves, Psittaciformes, Psittaculidae. Gene Ontology annotation, biological process: UDP-N-acetylglucosamine biosynthetic process. The transcript has 9 exons.
GCAAUGGGGCCGCCCGAGGAGGUGCGGGACCGGCUGGCGCGGUGCGGGCAGAGCCACCUGCUGCGGUUCUGGGCCGAGCUGGGCCCGGCGCAGCGCAGGGCUCUGCUGGCCGCGGUGCCGCCGGGGCUGGGAGAGCACUGCCGGAUGGCGGCGGCCGCCGGAGCCCGCCAGCGGGGGCCACCGGAGUGCCUGGACGGCCGGAUGGAGCCGCUCCCCGCCCGGCUGCUGGGCAGCUCCCGUCGCAGCGGCCCCGCCGUGCUGGAGCGUUGGGAAGCGGAAGGCUUGCAUCAAAUCUCGCAGAACAAGGUGGCAGUGCUGCUCCUGGCUGGAGGACAAGGAACUCGCCUGGGAGUGAGCUAUCCCAAGGGCAUGUACAACGUGGGAUUGCCCAGUGGCAAGACCUUGUAUCAGAUCCAAGCAGAAAGAAUCCACAAAGUGGAACAGCUUGCUGGCCAGAGACACCAUUGCAAGUGUGCCAUACCCUGGUACAUCAUGACAAGUGAGUUCACGCUAGGGCCUACAGAGGAAUUCUUCGUAGAACACAACUACUUCAAUCUGGAUAGAUCCAACGUGGUCAUGUUUGAACAGAGAAUGUUACCCGCUGUCACCUUUGAUGGGAAGGCCAUCUUGGAGGAUAAGGGGAAAAUUGCCAUGGCUCCAGAUGGCAAUGGUGGCUUAUACCGUGCUUUGGUGGAUAAUAAGAUUUUGGAUGACAUGAAGCAGCGUGGAAUCCAGUAUGUCCAUGUAUACUGUGUGGACAAUAUCCUCGUGAAAAUGGCAGAUCCAGUCUUCAUAGGCUUUUGUGUUUCCAAAGGGGCAGAUUGCGGUGCAAAGGUGGUGGAGAAGGCCUACCCCACAGAGCCUGUUGGGGUGGUGUGCUGUGUGGAUGGGGUCUAUCAAGUGGUGGAGUACAGUGAGAUCAGCCCGGAGACUGCGCAGCAGCAGAGUCCCAAUGGGGGACUGAUGUACAACACUGGCAAUAUCUGUAACCACUUCUUCACAGUUGAAUUCCUGGAAACAGUGGCCCAGAAAUAUGAGCCGCAGCUGAAGCAUCAUGUAGCCAUAAAGAAAGUGCCUUACAUUGAUGAGGAGGGAAAUCUGGUAAAACCGCUAAAACCAAACGGGAUAAAGCUGGAGAAGUUUGUAUUUGAUGUGUUCCAGUUCUCUAAGAAUUUUGUGGCAUUUGAAGUUUUGAGAGAAGAAGAGUUCUCACCACUAAAAAAUGCAGACACAGCUGACAAAGACACUCCCACCACUGCACGGCAAGCCCUCCUGGCCCAGCAUUACCUCUGGGCUCUCAAGGCUGGGGCCAGAUUUCUGGAUGAAAAUGGUUGCAGGAUACCAGAGAAACUCAGUCUCUCAGGAACUGAAGAUGCUCCAGCUGUGUGUGAGAUAUCUCCAUUAGUGUCUUACUUUGGAGAGGGUCUGGAGGCAUACAUGAAGAACAGAGACUUCCAAUCUCCCUUUGUACUUGAUGAAAACAAAGCAGAAAUGCUAGGAAAUUCUUGAAAAGGAGGGAGGCUUUUCUGUCAAAUCAGAUACUGUUUGUCAGGUCCAUUGUAAGAACUGACAUUACUAAAAUAUCAGCUAUGAAGUGCAUUAUAAAAAAGAUUGCUUUGCAGUAUCGAUUGAUGACAAAUCAUUACAGCAAUUGUGUCUACCAGCUCUGUUUGGUAACUUCGAAGGCUGUGCCUUUUACCUCAGUCUGUUUUGUAGACUUGGAUGUGAAUGAAGAUUAUCAAUACCUUCUGGGUACCAAACAAGUUUUAUAUUUUUUAUUUGCUGUGCAUACAAAUAUGUCAAAGAGGCAGGGUCUAAUAAAUCAGCUUUGCAUUCAAGAAGAUUAAAUCACUUCAGUGCCUUGUUAGGGAUUUUGUUUGUGCUGGUGAGGUUGGUGGUUUCUGGUACUGGUUUUUUCCUUUAAUUUGUGUACACAUGUGAAGAAUCAGUUUGAGGCCCCAUACUGAGAAGUAUGGAAUGACUUCGUGUACUGGGGCCUUUCUUUCCAAAGAUCCAUUUUUCCUCUAAUGCUGUGCUGGUUAGAAGAUCCAGCACAGCAAUUGCAUCCUCUAACCAGAUUGCACAGAGUCUGCAGUGGGUAGGGAUGCUGCUGCGUGUAAGUGUUGCUUGAGGUUUGGACUCCAAAGCAGAUCAAAGUAAUAUGCAUAUCUAGGUUUGCUGGUGCCAUUCCAAGAAAACAUAUGGAAAUAUGAAGCUUUGACUGAUUGCUCUUUACAGCUGUAGGUUUUUUUAUUGAAAAGAAAAAAAAGAUUAUCUUUUUUCCCAGCAAUCCUCUUCCUGUCUAUAACAAACAGUUAUUUUACUUUCCAUUUUUCUGUUUAAUGUGUUCCAUAUCCCUCAAAGGGACUCUUUUAAAGUCCCUGGAAGUAGUAAGAGGCAUAAAUCCUGAUGGUAGAAUUUAAUGCUCAACCAAAACAGACAAAUGAAAAAGACUCAAUCCCUGUAUGACCACUGCACACAGUAAAACACCAGCUUCUCCUUCUACAGUUUCUGGACAUCCUUUAGAUGCCUUCCUUUUAAAUACAUUACUAACCAUAAUGCAGAGAUAAGUGUCAUCUAAUUAAGGACACUAAUAGUCAGAAUGCAUGUAGCAUGUGAACUCUGCCCUGGCCAAGGGAUUCCAGGGUGCCUGUGAGCCACAAAUGUUCAGCCUUUGGCACUGCUCUGGCAAGCACGGAACACACCAAAGUGGUUUCACCCUUAUGAGGAUGCUUCAGGUGUACUGUUGGGUGGCCUUUGCUUGAAGAGCACUUUAUAUACUUCUUCCCUAAAUUAGGCUUAAAAGAAGGUGGGGAGGAAGAUGCCUCAUUUGGAACGUUGUUAUUUCAUGCAUCUGCUUCUAUUGAGGAAUUGCUGAUGCUGUUUUAUUAAGCAUAAAUCUUUUAAAUAAUUGAUGUAGCUUUUAAAAAACUUACGUGUGAUUCCUGAUGUGAAGCUAUAUUCAGAAUGUUGGAGAAGUAUAAAAAUGGCUUUGAGAGUAAAUACAGUUUGUAAUUACAAACUCAUGUUAUCCAAAGUAAGCAGCUAUGUCAGUGGCAGUUUUCAGGUAUAAGGUGUAUAUGCACAGAAGGAAUGAGCCUUUUGCACAUGCAGACCAACUCAUGACAGUUUUGAUUACCUCUGUUUGCUGUGCAUCUGUAAUUCCCAUUUUUAGUAUAAAUUAAGCAUUUGCCUGUGAUGCUCAAUUCUGUAUUUUCCUUCACAGUGUUUCUAUGGGUCAUUCCAUUCCUGUCAGUCAAGUUUUAUAUUUGUGCCCUGGUUUUGGCUGGGAUAGAGUUAAUUUUCUUCCUAGUAGACUCUCUGCCAGCUGAAACCAGGACAAUCUGCCAACAAAUUCUGUUGCAUCUUUGUGAGUAUUGGUUGUUGAUUCAGGCACGUGCUCCUUUUAAGGUGCACUGUGCUAUGAAGAAAGCAUAUUUCUAUUGCUCUUUCUAAAGUGCUUUCUUUUGAGACUUCAGUUCUUGUGGGCUUUAAUCAUGUGUACACUGAGCUGUUGACUGCUUUUAGAGGUUGUUUUUGAGGGGAAGCUGAAUUAGAAUGCUGAAUGCCUUGUCUGUUGGGGUGUUUUUCUAUAACUCCUCACAUUUUAAACUGGAACAUAGAAAAAAAAUUUCAGAGAACUUUAAAAAAAAAAAAGAAAAAUAGUAUCUGUCCUGUAUGUAGUGAAGUAAUUCUAGUAUACAUUGUGAAAUGAAAAAAGUACCUGAAACAAAGGGAAGUCCCUUAGUACUCCAGACACUUUUGGACACCUAAACAUUUUUAUAAUAAAGUUGUUACUGUGA